Messenger RNA from Spizellomyces punctatus DAOM BR117, 1432 nucleotides. RefSeq lists its product as uncharacterized. Gene Ontology annotation, biological process: GDP-mannose biosynthetic process; cell wall mannoprotein biosynthetic process. The record is from RefSeq and is a predicted model, not a curated record. Gene Ontology annotation, cellular component: cytoplasm. The coding region runs from base 162 to 1244 and encodes 360 amino acids. The transcript has a single exon. Gene Ontology annotation, molecular function: GTP binding; mannose-1-phosphate guanylyltransferase (GTP) activity. Lineage: Eukaryota; Fungi; Chytridiomycota; Chytridiomycetes; Spizellomycetales; Spizellomycetaceae.
UGCGCAGCAUGCAUUGGCAAACGAGAUUUCUUGUAUAAAUAGAGCAUCCAUCGUUCUCCCCAAUUUUUUCAUUGACACUCGGCAAGCAACAAGCAAAGCAGCAAAGCAAGCAGCUCAAGCAACAAGAACAUUCAAACACACACACACUCUCUCUAAUCAACAUGAAGGCUCUCAUUCUCGUCGGUGGUUUCGGCACUCGUCUUCGCCCCCUCACCUUCUCCAAGCCAAAGCCGCUGGUCGACUUUGCAAACCGCCCCAUGAUCCUUCACCAGAUUGAGGCACUCGCCAAAGUUGGAGUCACAGACAUUGUCUUGGCAGUCAACUACCAGCCACAAACCAUGGUCGAUGCCAUGGAAAAAGUCGAACACGAGUUCAACGUCAAGAUUCACUUUUCCAUUGAGACAGAGCCUCUUGGAACUGCUGGUCCAUUGGCUCUCGCUCGCGAUGUGUUGAACAAGGACGAUUCCGCAUUUUUCGUUCUCAACUCGGACGUCAUUUGCGAGUUUCCCUUCAAGGAAAUGUUGGACUUUCACAAAUCCCACGGCUGCGAGGGCACGCUCAUGACAACUCCCGUUGACGAUCCUUCCAAAUACGGUGUUGUCGUACUCAAGGAAUCCACAUCACAGAUUGACCGAUUCGUAGAAAAGCCAAAAGAAUUCGUCGGAGACUGCAUCAACGCCGGAAUCUACAUCUUCAACCCAUCCAUCCUUAACCGCAUCGAGCCCAAACCCACUUCCAUCGAAAAGGAAAUAUUCCCACACAUGGCCCGCGACGGUCAAUUGCACGCCAUGCCCCUCAAGGGAUUCUGGGCCGAUGUCGGUCAACCAAAAGACUUUCUCACAGGAACCGCACUCUACCUCAACUCCUUGGCAUCACACACCCCCGAGACACUUGCAUCCGGUCCACAAAUCGUCGGCAACGUCCUUAUUCACCCAUCCGCAACAAUUGGUGCCGGAUGCAAGAUUGGCCCCAACGUUGUUCUCGGACCCAACACCAUUAUUGGCGACGGUGUCCGUCUCUCCGACGCUGUCAUCAUGGACGGCUCCCGCGUAAAGGACAAUGCCUUGAUUCGCGACUCGAUCGUCGGCUGGUCAUCUUCCGUUGGACGGUGGUCCCGAUUGGAGCGAGUGACCGUCCUCGGUGAGGAUGUGCACGUCUCCGAUGAAGUCUAUGUCAAUGGAGCUUGCGUCCUACCCCACAAAAGCGUCGGCGCCAACAUCCUCGAGCCAAAGAUUGUCAUGUAAAACAAACCAUCUACUCGUCGUCUCCUUUCUCUUCUAUAUAUAUAUAUAUCUCUCUUGUGUGUUGUGUUCUCUAUCCUAAGUAUAUAGUAUGAGGAUGGGGGGCAUGUUUAUUAUACAUAUGGGCGCUGUCUGUGUGUGUUUAGUGUGUUUAUCCUAAUAGGCCGCUAAUAUAUAAUAUCGAAAGGCAA